AUGAAUCGCUACUUGAUUUCAGCACUUUCACCUAAUGCUAGGUCUACAUACCUAUCUGGAAUUCGCAGCUUUCAACGGUUUUGCAACGAAAUUUCUGCACCAAUGUUUCCACUUAAAGAGCUUACUCUGCAACUUUUUGUUACGUUUCUUGCUGGACGAGUCAAAUUUUCCACAAUCAAAGUGUAUUUGUGCGGUAUCCAAUACCAAAGCAAUUUUUGUGGUUACAAUGAAAAACUAGUCUCCAUGCACAAAUUGUUCUAUGUCUUGCGAGGCAUUAGACGUUGUCACCCUCCAGUAGUCAGUCGUCGGUUACCCAUCACUCCUGCUCAUCUACAUGAAAUGUUGACAUAUAUUGACCACACCCAGUUUUCUCCUCAUGACAAAGCCUUGUGGAAAUGUAUCAUUCUUGUUGCCUUUUUUGUGUUUUUACGUGUUUCGGAAUAUGUUUGUCCCUCUGGCACCUUCUGA
This is a messenger RNA of Hydractinia symbiolongicarpus, 468 nucleotides long. RefSeq lists its product as uncharacterized. The transcript has a single exon. Lineage: Eukaryota; Metazoa; Cnidaria; Hydrozoa; Anthoathecata; Hydractiniidae. The coding region runs from base 1 to 468 and encodes 155 amino acids. The record is from RefSeq and is a predicted model, not a curated record.